UUUACGGUAGUAGUGGUGCUGAUGCGGGCGGGGAAGUGGAAUGAGUCAGGGUCUGUGAUGCUGCUGCUAGCGCUGCCAUUUCAUCAACAGCAACAUUCAUUUCAUAACAUUUUGCGGCCUUCAAAAACUGUAAACGAAAAAAAGAGAGUAGUGAAAAGAAAACGAACCCCGUCGAAUGUAUCACAUUCGAAACGAGUGUGGUUUUAGACAAUAGUGUAGACUUCCGUUUACAAAUAAUAACCUUUUGUGGAGUAAAGCGUGCUGUGGAUUCUUCUCUUAGACCUAGGCCGUUCGAGCCCGUUGUUAUCGUUAUAAACCGUAAUAAAGACAUUAGACCCGUGGUUGGAUCUCUCCAGGGGAAUUGUAAACUGUGGUUUAUGUGUCGCUGUAAGACCUUUUUCCGGAGUUUGUUCUACGAAAGAGGAGACGAGCUUCUCGAAACGAUGGAACCUGCAGCAUUCGGGUUCUGAACGCCGCAACUAAACAACAAGCUAGACAGUAGUCACCAUGGAGGCGAUAUGGCUGUACCAGUUCCGACUCAUCGUCAUUGGGGACUCGACGGUGGGGAAAUCGUGUUUGAUCCGGCGGUUCACAGAGGGACGCUUCGCCCAGGUGAGCGACCCCACAGUCGGCGUAGAUUUCUUCUCUCGCCUGGUGGAGAUUGAGCCGGGGAAACGGAUCAAGCUACAGAUCUGGGAUACUGCGGGACAGGAGCGGUUCAGGUCCAUCACAAGAGCCUACUAUCGUAACUCGGUGGGCGGGCUCCUGCUGUUUGACAUCACAAACCGUCGCUCCUUCCAGAACGUUCAUGAUUGGCUAGAGGAGGCCCGGAGUCACGUCCAACCACACAGCAUCGUGUUCCUAUUGGUCGGACACAAGUGUGACCUGGAGCCUCAGCGUCAGGUGACUCGUCAGGAAGCUGAGAAACUCGCCAGCGCCUACGGGAUGCGUUACGUAGAAACCUCGGCCCGCGACGCCAUCAAUGUGGAGCACGCCUUCACGGAGCUGACCAGGGACAUCUUCCACCUGGUGAGGAGCGGUGACAUCACUAUCCAGGAGGGUUGGGAAGGGGUGAAGAGCGGCUUCGUCCCCAACGUGGUCCACUCCUCCGAGGAAGUCACCAAGAGUGACCGGCGGUGCCUCUGCUGAUCUGGAGGGAUCACUAGAGAGAUCUCUGACUCAAGCCUGGUUUCACCUAGGUCCUCCUGGAUCCAUUUCAGCUCUAGUUUAGCAAUUUCCCUCUGCUGAUCUGCAUCAGGAUGGAGGGAUCUUACCCACAACUAUACUACAUGGUCAAAAGUAUGUGGACACAUCAAAUUAGUGGAUUUUGCUAUUUCAGCCACACCUGUUGAUGACAGGUAUAUAAA
This is a messenger RNA of Oncorhynchus tshawytscha (Chinook salmon), 1367 nucleotides long. Its product is annotated as ras-related protein Rab-39B-like. Bases 508 to 1149 code for a protein of 213 amino acids. Gene Ontology annotation, biological process: Rab protein signal transduction. The transcript is spliced from 5 exons. Lineage: Eukaryota; Metazoa; Chordata; Actinopteri; Salmoniformes; Salmonidae. Gene Ontology annotation, cellular component: Golgi membrane. The record is from RefSeq and is a predicted model, not a curated record. Gene Ontology annotation, molecular function: GTPase activity; GTP binding.